Molecule: messenger RNA, 1599 nt
Organism: Aspergillus terreus NIH2624
Lineage: Eukaryota; Fungi; Ascomycota; Eurotiomycetes; Eurotiales; Aspergillaceae
Exons: 2
Coding region: 1-1599 (532 amino acids)
Biological process (GO): fucose metabolic process; glycoside catabolic process
Cellular component (GO): lysosome
Molecular function (GO): alpha-L-fucosidase activity
Source: RefSeq, a predicted model, not a curated record
AUGGCCAACAUUCCUAACCUCAAGUACGGUCUCUUCGUCCACCUGGUGCCGAACCGUACGGCCAACCACGACGGCGUCGUUGUUGACGCGAACGUUCUCGCGAACAGCUUUGAUGCGCACCAGUUCGCCGCCGAUCUUGUGGCCGCAGAGGUACAGUACGUCGUGUUUACUGCCUGGCACGCCAAAAUGGUGGCCCUCUGGCCGAGCGAGAAGAUGCUGGAAUGGGACCUGCCAAACCACCGCGUCGACCGCGAUCUCGUCGGCGACAUGAUCGCGGCGGUUAGGAACAACAACAUCCGCGUCUACCUCUACACCCAUCCGCGUGACGGCAUGGAAUUCACUGCUGCGGAUCGGGAGAAGACCGGUUGGGGCAUCGACCCUCCCCCGAAGGACGAAAAGCACAACCCGGGCGCAGACUUCAACCGAACCAAGUGGAACUCGUUCGUCAACGACAUCUAUGGCGAGCUGAUGCAACGCUACGGCCAGUCCAUUGACGGCCUAUUCAUGGACGAGGGCAGCCCCCGAGGCGACAGCCAAAAAGUAGUCGACUACCCGCAACUCCGCAGCACGAUCAAAGCUAUUAUCCCGCACGCAAAUCUGAUCCAAAACGACUAUGGUAAUCUGUACGGCCUCGACAUGGGAAUGAAGGAGUACGGCGGCUGGGACGAGUUCUCGCAGCCCAACGAGAACCUGUGGCCGAGCUAUGCUAAGCCCGUAGCCGCCAUCUUCACCUACACCUGGUGGGCGGCCAACACGACCAGCUCCCUCCGCUACUCUGCGCGGAGUAUGUUCCGCUACACGGUCUUCCAGGCUGCUACAAAUAGCGCAGGCGGCGGCAUCGCAUGGGCUACGGGGCCCUAUGCCGACGGCGGCUGGGAGCCGGGCGUCAUGCCGACGCUCCAACAGCUCGGCUCGUGGAUCUACAGCAUCCGCGAGUCCAUCUUCGGCACGCGGCCCAGCACUUCCUACCCGACUAAGCCUGGCACCACUAUCGGCGACGUCUCCUGGGGGUCGGCGACCAAGUCUCCCGAUGACUCCGUCGAGUACAUCCAUGUGCUCAAGCCGCCAACCGGACUGACGCUUGCCCUCCCUGCCCCUCGGGACGGCAAGGUCUUUGGUACAGCCUCUCUACUGCCAAACAGCUCAUCGGUGGUGCUUAGCCAGGACAAUAAGGGGGUGAAACUCACUAUUCCUGGCCCCUGGGAUGCCGACGUGACCGCGAUCAAAGUUGACCGUCCUGAGCCAUUCCGGCCCCGUUCCUCUGUACCGCUGUGCCAGCGUUGCGAGGCUUCCAGCUACUCCCUGGAUGGCAUGCUCGGCUACAUCCAUGCCAUUCAGCUUUCAGGCACUGUUCCUCUCUACCGCUGCUACAGCGCUAGCAGAGGCGAUCAUAUGGACACAACGGAGUCUAGUUGCGAGUCUUCACUCUACGUCAUGGACGGCAUCCUUGGCUACAUCUAUAAAGCCCGUGUCUCGGGCAGUGUUCCCCUCUACCGCUGCUAUAGUGCUAGCAGUGGCGACCAUAUGGAUACAACCGACGCCAGCUGCGAGAGCUCCCGCUACACCCUGGACGGGAGCCUUGGCUAUGUGGUGGUAUGA